Molecule: messenger RNA, 5197 nt
Organism: Sphaerodactylus townsendi
Lineage: Eukaryota; Metazoa; Chordata; Lepidosauria; Squamata; Sphaerodactylidae
Gene: ABCD4
Product: ATP binding cassette subfamily D member 4
Exons: 19
Coding region: 105-1946 (613 amino acids)
Biological process (GO): fatty acid beta-oxidation; peroxisome organization; long-chain fatty acid import into peroxisome
Cellular component (GO): peroxisomal membrane
Molecular function (GO): long-chain fatty acid transmembrane transporter activity; ATP binding; ABC-type transporter activity
Source: RefSeq, a predicted model, not a curated record
AAAAGUGUUAAUGAAUAUGUAUUAACUGAGUGUGGGCGGGGCGGUCUGCAAGUCCGUCUCGGCCUGGCCGGACUCCGGCGCGCGGGGCUUCCUCGACCUCCUGCAUGGCUCCCGGAACAGCCGGGCUGAGCAGAGCCCGGCCCCAGCUGGACAAGCAGUUCCUUUGGCGCUUUCUAAAGAUCCAAGCAAUUUUAUUUCCUAGAUUCUCUUCUCAGAAUGUGCUGAUGUUCCUUACCUUGCUUGUGGUUGCCCUCUUAGAGCAGCUGAUCAUUUACCAGGUGGGUGUGAUCCCCAGCCAAUAUUAUGGAGUUCUGGGGAGCAAGGAUCUUUCUGGGUUCCAGAAUGUCACCGCUGUUGCUCUGAUUCUCAUUGUGUUGAACUCUGUGCUGAAGAGCUUUGACCAAUUCAUCUGCAACUUGAUGUACGUGAGCUGGAGAAAGGUGCUCACUGAAUAUCUGCAUGGCUACUACUUUCAGGGCCAGGUGUAUUAUACCUUGAACAUGCUACAUGAGGAUAUCGAUAACCCAGACCAGAGAAUCAGCCAGGAUGUGGAGAGGUUCUGCAAACAACUGAGCUCCAUGGCCAGUAAGGUGAUCGUGGCUCCCUUCACUCUUGCGUACUACACCUAUCAGUGCUUUCGCAGCACUGGAUGGAUGGGGCCUGUCAGUAUCUUUGGUUAUUUCAUGAUUGGGACAGUCGUCAACAAGGUCCUAAUGAGUCCCAUUGUUUCAACACUGGUUCAGCAGGAGAAGUUGGAAGGUGAUUUCAGAUUUAAGCAUAUGCAGCUGAGAGUGAAUGCUGAAUCUGCAGCUUUCUACAGAGCUGGCCCAGUGGAGCACAUGCGAACCAACCGCAAACUACAGAAUCUCCUGCAGACCCAGAGGGAGCUGAUAGGCAAGGAGCUGUGGCUGUACAUUGGGAUCAACACUUUUGACUACCUGGGCAGCAUUCUGAGUUAUGUGGUGAUUGCAAUUCCCAUCUUUGGUGGCGUCUACGGAGAUCUGGAUCCAGCGGAACUGAGCUCACUGGUCAGCAAGAAUGCCUUUGUCUCCCUGUACCUGAUUGGGUGUUUUAGCCAGCUCAUUGACCUUUCCACCACUGUGACUGACGUGGCAGGCUAUACACAUAGAAUUGGAGAACUUCAGGAAACACUUGUGAAACUCUCCAAGAAACAAAGUGACUGUGAAUUGGAAGCGAAAUGGAACCUCAACAAGUCUUUGAUAAACGACCGUUCCACCAGUGUUUCUGUUUCUAAGGAACAAGCAGCACCAAGCGACGCAGCGUUUUUCCUGGACCAGGUCUCUCUCUCUGUUCCUUCUUCUGAGAAGCUGCUUAUCAAAGACCUAAACUUGAGAGUCACACAAGGGAACAGUCUGCUGAUUACAGGGAACACAGGCACAGGGAAGACGACGUUGCUGCGUGUCCUUGCUGGCCUCUGGGAAAGCAAGCAGGGGGAUGUCCACAUGCUAACCUGCUUUGGCCCCCAUGGGCUGGUGAUCUUGCCACAACGGCCUUUCUUCACAGAUGGGACACUGCGCGAACAGGUGAUUUACCCUCUGAAGGAGAUCUAUCCAGUUUCAGGGUCUGCAGAUGUUGAAAGGAUACUGAGAUUCUUGGAGCUGGCUGGCUUGUCUGAUUUGCUCGCGAGGACAGGAGGCUUGGACCAGCCAGUGGACUGGAACUGGUAUGAUGUCCUGUCCCCAGGGGAGAUGCAGAGGCUGUCGUUUGCCCGUCUUUUCUAUCUCCAGCCCCAGUACGCAGUGUUGGACGAAGCAACCAGUGCACUGACUGAGGACGCUGAGAACGAGCUGUACAGGAUCUGUGCACAGCUGGGAAUGACUCUGGUUAGCGUGGGCCACCGCAGCAGCCUAGAAAAGUUCCAUAGCUGGAUAUUGAGACUGUGUGGAGGAGGAAAAUGGGAACUGACAAGAAUCAAGAAAGACUGAGGCAGUCGUGGAUGACAGAAAGCGGAAUGAAAAGUUCAGACGGGACAGUUGCCAAAGUGCCUUGGAAUCGGUGUGCCUUUGGGGUUGAAAGAGGCGUACCUUCAGAAUCAACAGGUGCUAAUGAGGUUUCCGUUAACUAAAGACAGUCCUCUUCUGCUGAAACAAUAGGGCCAGAAGGGCAAAUCAUUGCCUUGUAUAGAAAAUUUCCUCCAGCCUCUUCAGAAAGAAGGUAUUACGUAGGUAUUCAAUCAGAAGGAAUUACUUAGAAGGAACAAGACACUUCUGCUUGCACCUCCUUUCAGAUAGAAUAACUAAUUGGUGUUGGAGAGAACAGAAUGAAGCAGUGAAGACUUGUUCUGAACAUUCCACAAUGUGAACAUGAACCGUUCUCAUCUGUGCCUGAAAGAGGGUGUGUGUGUGUUAGGCUUCAGGCUAAGGCCUUGCUGCCUGGAUAGGAACAUCUGAACGGCAAUGACAAUAUCUCUACUCUGCACAGGACCCUGUCUGCUCUUGGUGCAGUGUCUUGACUCCCUUGAUACUACAGCAACCUCUUCUUUCUCAAGGAGUUCACCAGUAGAGGGGGUGGGGGGGACUAAGGAAAGUAUUCUAGGUUGUAAGUGUUGCAUGCCUGCCAGCUCUUUGUAUUACAGCAGUAGGUUUAAUUAUGUGUUUUCCAUGGAGGGACAGAAUCUCAAUUCUCAGGGCUGCUGGAAAUCUCAGAGCUGGUGAUAUGCAUGCACACUCCGCAGCCAGGGAGAUGGGUGUGCGUUGCCAGACUCCUGCAGAUGCAGCAGAUUUGAUGUGAUAAUUGAAAGUCCUCUUUUUUGAGGCAGAUGGACAUUCCUGCCCUGUGACUGCCCAGGAUGAGGGCGGCAUGCAGGUUGCAGAGUAUAGCUUCAUAAUGGAGAACCUGUGGAACUCGUGCAUACUGCUGAGAGAGGAUUCUUGGUGUUUUGUCUUUUUUCUUAUUCUGUUUGCUUUUUAAAAUGGCUUUCUGGUCCUUAUUUGGGUUAAAAUUAGAAUUAAAGCUUGAAAAUGUAUGUUUUUUAUAUACUGGUUUAAAAGUUCAGAAUCCAAACGUUUCUAUCUCCAGCCCCAGUAUGGUUUGAAGCUUCUGACAGUUAUUAGAUCAAACUUCCACACAGCAUCCUAUUCUAAUGUUUCCUCCAUUAGUACAGUUGUAGCGCUUUCCCUGUUCUCCUUUUCAUCACAUCUUAAAAACAUCAAGAGGUAAAAUCCGGAAAUGAGUGUGAAUGUGGGAUGGCGUAGAGACAAAUACCAGCCAGUCUUAUUUUGACAAGUAAAGGUUUUUGAGUUGGAAUUUAGAGGUAGACAAUACAGAACUCUGCAUUUCUGUUAUAAUGCCUUACACCAAAACUAGAAUGGCUUUGUUUUCUGGGGGGGUGGGGAGGGGGUGGGAGAAGGAAUCUGAUAUCCAGUAUUAAGUAGUCCACACUUGCUUUUCCACAGUAUGUGUUGGCAGACUACUGUGCAGAGAAGUGUCAGGCAUACUGACCAAAGAAUUAAAAGGUUAAUGUUUAUUAGGGGAACUACAUUUCAGAUAGGAAAGAGGAGGAGCAGAGAGAGCCAUUACCUGCCACUACCUUGCUAGCUAGGGAAGAAGGAGGACAUUUAACUUCUAAGAAGGAGGAGAUUAGACCAAAGAGUAUCAGUCUAAAAACCGACAAAAGGUGAUACAAAAGGACAGAGGGGUCUCUAGCUUUACAGCCUAUCUAGUUGACCACUUGCCUGCCCCCUGCUGCAUCUUCUUAGUUCCUUUGCAGGCUAGAUGUUGCCACUUCCUAUAGUAUGCUCCCACAACUCUUGGGGAAAUACGUUUUUGUGGCUUUUUCAGUGGUUUAUCAUUCCUAGCUAAUAAGCCACCAUCCUCUUCAGUAAGGGAUUUUUGAAGCAGGACAAACUGUUGCUGUUUGCAGGACACUUGGGAGCCACUUGAGGUAUCUGGGCUACUGGCCCUCCUUUUCCGGCAGAAGUUUCCUGUGUCCCUCAAUGAUGUCCUUCACCGCCUCAUGAUCAUCCAGGGUUGUUAGAUCCCCCAGCUCGUUGGCUUUGUUUUCUACAAUCUUCUUCAGAACCCGCCGCAUAAUCUUUCCUGAACGAGUCUUAGGCAGCCGCCGAGCCACCUGAGCCAGAAAAAUAGGAAGGGUUACAGCAGGUUGAGACCAGGAGCAAGUUUUGCACUCACACUCCACCUCAUUAGAGCAAAGAGCAUUGGGCAGAAGGCAAGUGCUUGCUUGAGCACAUACUGACUGCCGAAGUUCACGGUCACGUCUCUUAGAUCCCUUCUGCACAUGCAGAAUAAUGCACUUUCAAUCCACUUUGCACCUGGAUUUUACUGUGCAGAAUAGCAAAAUCCACUUGCAAAGUGAAAGUGGACUAAAAGUGCAUUAUUUAGCCUGUGCGGAAGGGGCCCUAGAAUCACACCUAAUUGGUCAAAUAGGUUCAGGCCAGCUGCAGGCAGUGUGACAUAAAACAAGAGCAUUCAUUCUGGUUUGUAUAUUUGUACAUUCAUUCUGGUUUGUACUUUAACCAAAAUACCUGCUUUUGGACUGUGAAACUAUUAUCUGGAUUCUGUACCUUCCUGGCGGACCAGGUGCUAUCAAAGGCUCAUUCUGCAUAUGCAGAAUAAUGCACUUUCAAACUGCGUUCAGUGCUCUUUGAAGCUGUGUGGAAUGGCAAAAUUCACUUGCAAACAGUUGUGAAAGUGGUUUGAAAAUGCAUUAUUUUGCGUGUGCGGAAGGGGCCUAAGUCAGAGAACUAAAGCUCUCUGGACUGAGUAUCCUACAUUUGUUAUAUAAUUUUAUUGUUUUCUUUGCUGUUUCUGCAUUGUUUAUAUAGUUGUAUAUUCUUCUAUGUUUCGUUUAAUACACUUUAUUAAUCGUAUUCGGUGGUGUUACUUGGAUUUUGGGGCUUCAGUAUAAACCCAGGACCUUGCCCUAUUUUGGUUACAACUUACAAGUAUCCUACCUUGCAGGACUGACUUCUUGAUUAAUAUCGGGUAAGUCUGGAGACGUGGUCCCUCAGUCUGUCAGUUGAGGGUUACCUGAGAGGGGCUGGUGGUAGCUCAUUACUCAGGGCAGUGAGAAUUCACUCCCCAAUCUUCUGCAUUUUGCUUUUUUUGGCCUAUCACUACCCUUCACAUAAUGUAUUGUUUUGUGUUUAGAAUUCUGUAUUUUGAUCAUAGAACAUACGAAGCUGCCAUAAACAAAAUUAAACCGUUGGCCUAUCUA